Messenger RNA from Zootoca vivipara (common lizard), 5518 nucleotides. It is a transcript of the gene TMEM102, whose product is annotated as transmembrane protein 102. The record is from RefSeq and is a predicted model, not a curated record. Lineage: Eukaryota; Metazoa; Chordata; Lepidosauria; Squamata; Lacertidae.
GAGGACCUUUUGAGAGCGCUUAAAAAAGAAAGGAAAAGACUACGUUUCCCAGCAUGCUUUGGGACACGGCUGGAAGCAGGAGCUAGUGGGGAGAAACUACAUUUCCCAGGGUGCUCGGGAGCUGAGAUUCCCUUGCUGUGGGCGCGCCCUCCGCUUGGGCAGGUCGUGAGGAGAUCACACACACCCCUUUUCUCUCCCUCUCCCUCUCUCUGUUCAUCCUGCUGGAAAGCUGGGGGAUGGCAUCCCCUUUUGGGGACCCCCCCAACUCCAAGCCGGCCCCUGCCAAGCCUCUCACAGACUUGGAUUUCCGUUCCGGGGCACGCAUCGAAGAGAUCAACCAGCUCAUCCAAGAAUACGAGGCCAGGGACCCAGGCGUUCGGGACGCCCCGGAACUGCACCUUGCAAAGGAUAAGGUUUUCUCCCUGCUGGGUCAGGUCCAGAAAUCCGAGGGGAAACUUCCUCCCAUCAACCGCUACUUGAUCCUGUCCGGCGGAGCCCAGCAGGGCACCAUCCACGCAGAUCCAGGCACCCUCCACCCUCUUUCCGCUGGCGGCGACUAUGACGCCGACUUCACCCUCCUGGUGCCCGUCCUGAACGCGGCCGGGGUCCCCGUCUCCUUGGACAUGAAGCAGAGCCCCCCGGGCCACGCGCAGAUCAGCCUCCAGCCCUUCGGCCCCGAGACGCUGACCCGCUGGUCGGACUGUUGCUCGGGAGACGAGGCCCACUUAUCGGCCGAGCUGGUUUGCGAGUGGCUCUCGCGCUCCUUCCCCGCCGCCGAGGACGUGAGGGUUGAGCGGCGCGGCUGCGUCACCUCCCUGAUUGUCCUCGUCGGACUGCGCCGGAUCCUCUACGACGUCGUCCCGGUGGUGGCCUUCAAGGGCUGGCCGGAAGUUGCCCAGCCGUGGCUGGCCCAGGCCCAUUUCUGGGACGGCAAGAUGAUGGACGAGGAAGCAGCCGGGAGCUUUUACCUGCUGCCGUCUGCGUCUUGCGGCGCCUGGCGCCUGGCAUUUUCGGCCAGCGAGCUGCACCUCCGCAGGAUCCUGCCCCUGCCCCUUCUCCGGGCCCUCCGGGCCGCCAUGGCGAUGCUGGGCUGCGACCUACGCAGAGGCCUGGGGCCGUACCACCUCUUCACCUUGGCACUGUGGUCCUGUGAGCGGCUGCCGUCCAGCUACCUCGGCCGGGACGAGAACGCGGCCCACGCCUUGCUGGGCCUCUUGGACGACCUCUCCUCCGGCUUGGUGCACCGGCGCCUCCCCAGCUACUUCCUGCCGCAGUGGAACCUUCUGGAAGGGCUCCCUCGGCCGGCCGCGGAGGGCCUGGCUCGGGAGGUCGCCUGGGUGAGGGCCGACCCUUGCCGGUUCCUCCGGCGAGCCGUGGAGGGCGCCAAGGAAGCCAAGCGGUUGGCCAAGGCCUUCAGGGAGCAAGGGGUGUCCGCUGCAGCGCCGUGACUCUUUCCACGGAACAGGCACAGUGGCUUCAGGUAGAAAAAUGGUGCAACGAGGGCCACCCAUUGCUGCCCCCUUUCAGCAAUCACGGCUUCCCCCAAAGGAUUCUGGGAGCUGUCCGCUAUUAACGGUGCUGAAGGUUGGGAGGGGACCCCCUGCUCCCCUCGCAGAGCUACAAUUGUCGGAGGGGUUCAACAAACCACCUCCCUUUUUUGGGAAUCAUAGCUCCGGGGUGGGAAUACGGGGGUCUCCAAGGAACUCUUGAAACCCGUAACCAGUGCUUUUUUUCUUUAAAAAAAUGUUUAGGGGUACUCUCAUUUUGACUCGAGACAAUCAUCAUUUUUUUAGUUCAAAUCGGUUUACGAACUUGAUCCGUUCCGGAAGUCCGUUCUUAAACCGAAACCAUUCUUAAACCAGGCUUCCGUUCUUAGACCGAGGUAAAGUUCUCAAACCGGGACACUAUUUCCGGUUUUGCGGAGUUCGUAAACCGAAUCAUUCUUAAACUGGACUGUUCUUAAACCGAGGUACCACUAUAAAUGGACAAAAGGCCGUCAUCAGGGGGAGGGGUAGCAACGGAACUAAUGAUUCUCCAUGCUAGAGAAGAAACAUUUUUUUAAUUUUUUAAUUUUUUUUUUGUUUCUUCUCCCAUUAGAUUCACAAAAUGUUUAGGGGUAAGCGUGCCCCCAGAAAAAAAAGCAUUGCCCGUAACAAACCUCAGCUCCCAGAAUUCUUUGGGGGAAGCCACGGCAGUUUCAACGUGGCCAAGGAGCAUACCUGCCAAGUUCCUCUCUGAAAAAUAAGGGACCGGACCGGAAGUAGCGUGGCGGCCAUUUUGGAACUGGGCGGAGCAUGCUCAGAAGUGACUUUUGAUGCUGCUGUGCCCAGUUUCAAAAUGGCCGCCGCACCAAAAGUCGCACUGCAGCCAUUUUGGAACUGGGCAGAGCAGCAUCAAAAGUCGCUUCUGAGCAUGCUCCGCCCAGUUCAAAAAUGGCCGUGGUGCCAGAAUAAACCGGGGAAAAACAAAAAACCGGGGGUUUCCCGGGGAAAACGGGAGACUUGGCAGCUAUGCCAAGGAGAGGUUCCCGAAUUCUCUUCUCAUUGCCUCAUUGCACCAUACCUUUAAGGCAGGAUCAUAUCUCUUUAAGCAGCCAUGGCUCCCCCGCCAAAGAAUCCCGGGAACUGUAGUUUGUUAAGUUUGCUGAGUGUUGUCCGAAGAUUCCCCACUAAUUUCUCUCGGAGAUCUACAGUCCUCAAAGUGGUUUAACAAUCAAUACCUCUUCCGGGGAACUCUGGGAUGUACAGCUCUGUGACGGGAAUACAGGGGUCUCCUAACGACUCUUUAACACCUUUAACAGACUACAGCUCCCAGGAUUCUUCUCGGAGGUGGGCGGAGCCAGGGCGGUUAAGGCGAUAUAAGAGAGCCUGGAAGAUAGCGGCACAGACGGGGCCCUAAACGAAACUGCACGGCUGAAUUAUUGCAACCUCUCCUACCCACCCUUUCCCCACAUCUGUGGGGUCCUGAACUACAACUCUCCGCCCCCCACCUAGACCUGGAAAGCGCACCCAGUGGUCAGGGAGCCAUGCGCCUGGCAUGCUAAAGGUCCCCCAGAUUAAGAGGGAGGGUGCAAACCAUUGAAAUGGGGGCAGGAAAGGGGGACACAUAUCGAAUGGGGUAGGGCCAUAGGAUCAGGGAGGCGGGUCUUUGCACCCCACAACCUUCAAUUGUGCCUUAAAAGGUAAAGGUAAAGGGACCCCUGACCGUUAGGUCCAGUCGUGAACGACUCUGGGGUUGCGGCACUCAUCUCGCAUUAUUGGCCGAGGGAGCCGGCGUACAGCUUCCAGGUCAUGUGGCCAGCAUGACAAAGCCGCUUCUGGCGAACCAGAGCAGCGCAUGGAAACGCCAUUUACCUUCCCGCUGAAGCGGUACCUAUUUACUUGCACUUUGACGUGCUUUCGAACUGCUAGGUUGGCAGGAGCUGGGACUGAGCAACGGGAGCUCACCCCGUCGCGGGGAUUCGAACCGCCGACCUCCUGAUCGGCAAGCCCUAGGCUCUGUGGUUUAACCCACAGCGCCAUUCGCGUCCUUAAUUGUGCCUUAAACUGAUGUCAAAAACUGAUGCAAUGCACCUGGAGCGCUCCUGUUGCUUUUGGGUAUACAACUUCAGGCUGCUAUUCUAUUGGUGUAGCGUCUUGCCAAAGUGGGGCUGUCGAAAGUUCUCUGCUGAGCUUGUCUCCCGUCUUAAUGCCAGGGGAUUUCUUGCAUGGGAACGGGGGCACUGCCAUUGGACUGUUGAUGCCCCGGCCUCUGCCUAAGCCCUAAAAUAUUUAACAAAUCAACGUUUCUUUGGGGUUGGGUAAAGCUUUGGGUAGCCUCUGGGUGUUCUUUGGACUACAAUUCCCAUCAGCCUCAGCUGGCGCAGGUGGGUGGUGCUGGGAACUGUAGUCCAAAACAGAUUGAUUUGCACCUGGCUGGCGAAGGCUGCCCUAUAACUCUCAUAAACCCUGACCACUGGGCAUGCUGGUCAAGGCGGCUGCGAGUUGGGAGCCCAGGCACCAUCUUGCUAUCCCUGCCUGCGGCAAUCGCAUUUUUGGAGAAGGGUCGCCGUCUUUGCAGGUGAUCAUUUUGUUAGUUGUGUUUACUCGCUCCCGAGAACCGACUCUUGAGUAAAACAAUUGAGCAACCCUUCUCACGGGUAUUUCUGGGCCAAAGCUUUCGGUCGGAUUUGGUGCCGACACCCAUCUUCUCUUGAAAUCGUAGAUCUAAAAUAGAUAUCGAAGGACGAUGAUGAGAUUGUUCAUAAUAAGUGGAAUGUGCUCUGUAGGCCUUGGGAGAAAUUGUGUCUUCUAUUCAGCAGCGAUCUUUGUACGCGAGGUGAAUAAAGAUUUAUAUGCAAUAAAGGACAACUUUUAUAUGCCUGUUGUCUUUGCCCAUGGAGUUUUCUUGGCAGGGAUACUGGAGUGGCUUGCCAGUUCCUUCUCCAGGUGGAUCACGUUUAGUCAAAACUCUCCACUAUGACCUGUCCAUCUUGGGUGGCCCUGCAUGGCAUAGCUCAUAGCUUCUCUGAGUUAUUCAAGCCCCUUCGCCACGACAAGGCAUUGAUCCAUGAAGGCUUUUGAAUUAUGGUGCUGGAGGAGACUCUUGAGAGUCCCAUGGACUGCAAGAAGAUCAAACCUCUCCAUUCUGAAGGAAAUCAGCCCUGAGUGCUCACUGGAAGGACAGAUCGUGAAGCUGAGGCUCCAAUACUUUGGCCACCUCAUGAGAAGAGAAGACUCCCUGGAAAAGACCCUGAUGUUGGGAAAGAUGGAGGGCACAAAGAGAAGGGGAUGACAGAGGACGAGAUGGUUGGACAGUGUUCUCGAAGCCACCAACAUGAGUCUGACCAAACUGCGGGAGGCAGUGCAAGACAGGAGUGCCUGGCGUGCUAUGGUCCAUGGGGUCACGAAGAGUCGGACACGACUAAACGACUAAACAACAACAACAACAAAGGACAACUAACUUUGCCAUUUGAGCAGGGCAGAAGAGGCUGAUCUGUGAGGGUUACAAAUGGCUAUAUCAGCCUCCGCUAACCUGUUUGGCACUACAGUUCCCACCAACUGCACCCAGCCAGGUGGGAGUUGUAGACCCAAACAGCUGGAGGUCUCCAGGUUGAGUUCCUUUUUUUGGAAGGGGGGGACAGCCAAGUCUUCAAUAUACACAGAGGCGUUUGAACCUUGCUGCUCUCCUCCCUACCCAAUCCUUGAUUUACAAAAGAGGAGUUGCCAACUGACCAUGGCUGUGAUUGCUCCUGUGCUUUCAGCAGCAGGCCAGUGGGGAGAUACAGGCACAGUGAUGGAAGCUGGCUGGAAAGUUGGCCGCCCUGAGCCAAAAUCCCCCUGCUCCUCUCUCUCCUCCAGGUCAUUCCACGCCAAAUCACCUGGUGCCAUGUGCUUUGUUUAUUAUUAUUAUUAUUAUUAUUAAAUAAUCAAUAAAACUUAAUUUUUAAAAUGUAUCAGAUGACAGUGUAACAUAAGAGGGUACAAUUUUAACUAUUCUCAUGAAUGUGUGAGUUAUUUCAGGCUUGAAGAGACCUUAA